GUUCUCGCGCGAUUGGGCGAGGUUUCCGGUGUUGUGACUGAAACCCGUCAAUAUGGCGGCGAUCGGCCGCGGCCGCUCGCUCAAGAACCUCCGCAUCCGAGGGCGGAAUGACAGCGGCGAGGAGAACGUCCCGCUGGACCUGAGCCGAGAGCCUUCUGAUAACUUGCGGGAGAUCCUCCAGAACCUCGCCAAACUGCAAGGAGUCUCAAACAUGAGGAAGCUUGGCCAUCUCAAUAACUUCACGAAGCUUCUUUGUGACAUUGGCCACAGUGAAGAGAAACUGGGCUUCAGCUAUGAGGACAUCAUCAUUUGUUUGCGGCUAUCUUUACUAAAUGAAGCAAAAGAAGUCCGAGCAGCGGGGCUCCGAGCUCUUAGACAUCUCAUCCAGGAUUCCAGUAUCUUGCAGAAGGUGCUAAAAUUGAAAGUGGACUAUUUAAUAGCUAGUUUUUGCCUGUUACUUAGGUGCAUUGACAUACAGCAGAGCAACGAGGUCGAGAGGACACAGGCUCUCCGAUUAGUGCGAAAGAUGAUCACUGUGAAUGCUUCCUUGUUCCCUAGCUCUGUGGCCAACUCUCUGAUAGCAGUUGGGAAUGAUGGACUUCAAGAAAGAGACAGAAUGGUCCGAGCAUGUAUUGCUAUUAUCUGUGAACUAGCACUUCAGAAUCCAGAGGUGGUGGCCCUGCGAGGUGGACUAAACACCAUCUUGAAAAAUGUGAUUGACUGCCAGUUAAGUCGCAUAAACGAGGCCCUCAUUACUACGAUCCUGCACCUCCUUAAUCACCCAAAGACUCGGCAGUAUGUGCGAGCUGAUGUAGAAUUAGAGAGAAUUUUAGCACCCUAUACUGAUUUCCACUACAGACACAGCCCAGACACCGCUGAAGGACAGCUCAAAGAGGAUAGAGAAGCGAGGUUUCUAGCCAGUAAAAUGGGGAUCAUCGCCACAUUCCGCUCCUGGGCAGGUAUUAUUAACUUAUGCAAACCUGGAAACUCUGGGAUCCAGUCUCUAAUUGGAGUGCUCUGCAUACCAAAUAUGGAAAUAAGGAGAGGUUUGCUUGAAGUGCUUUAUGACAUUUUCCGUCUUCCUCUGCCUGCCGUGACUGAGGAGUUCAUAGAAGCACUGCUCAGUGUAGAUCCGGGCAGGUUCCAGGACAGCUGGAGGCUUACAGAUGGCUUUGUAGCAGCUGAGGCAAAGACAAUUCUUCCCCAUCGUGCCAGAUCCAGGCCGGACCUCAUGGAUAACUAUUUGGCACUGGUGCUCUCUGCGUUUAUUCGCAAUGGACUUUUAGAGGGUUUGGUGGAAGUGAUAACAAACAGUGAUGACCACAUCUCAGUCAGAGCUACCAUUCUUCUCGGAGAGCUUUUGCACAUGGCAAACACCAUCCUUCCGCACUCGCACAGCCACCAUCUGCACUGUCUGCCGACCCUAAUGAAUACAGCUGCGUCCUUUGAUAUUCCCAAGGAAAAGAGAUUGCGAGCCAGUGUGGCCCUGAACUGUUUGAAGCGCUUCCAUGAGAUGAAGAAACGCGGACCUAAGCCCUACAGCCUUCAUCUGGAUCACAUCAUUCAGAAGGCAGUUGCCACACACCAGAAACGGGAGCAGUGUCUCCGAGUUCAGAAAGAUCUAUUUGUUCUUAAGGACACAGAGGAAGCUCUUCUGACGAAUCUUAGAGAUUGUCAAGUCCUUCAGCAUAAAGAGAAUCUGGAAUGGAAUUGGAAUCUUAUAGGGACAAUUCUCAAGUGGCCAAAUGUGAACUUGAGGAGCUGCAAAGAUGAGCAGCUGCACAGGUUUGUGCGCAGACUGCUGUAUUUCUACAAGCCCAGCAGCAGGUUGUACGCCAGCCUGGAUCUGGAUUUCGCCAAGUCCAAGCAGCUCACGGUGGUAGGCUGUCAGUUCACAGAGUUUCUUCUCGAGUCCGAAGAGGACGGGCAAGGGUACUUAGAGGACCUGGUCAAGGAUAUUGUCCAGUGGCUCAGCACCUCUUCUGGAAUGAAGCCUGAGAGAAGUCUUCAGAAUAAUGGUCUGCUGACUACCCUAGGUCAACACUACUUCUUAUUUAUUGGGACGCUUUCUUGUCACCCUCAUGGGGUGAAAAUGCUGGAAAAAUGCAGUGUGUUUCAGUGUCUCCUUAACCUUUGCUCCUUGAAAAACCAAGAUCACUUGCUUAAACUGACUGUUUCCAGCUUGGACUACAGCCGAGAUGGGCUGGCGAGAGUCAUCCUCUCCAAAAUCCUAACCGCGGCCACUGACGCCUGCAGGCUGUAUGCCACUAAGCAUCUGAGAGUCCUGUUGAGAGCGAAUGUUGAGUUUUUCAAUAAUUGGGGAAUUGAAUUACUGGUGACCCAACUGCAUGAUAAGAACAAAACAAUUUCUUCUGAAGCUCUUGAUAUUCUUGACGAGGCGUGUGAAGACAAGGCCAACCUCCAUGCGCUCAUUCAAAUGAAGCCAGCUUUAUCCCACCUUGGGGAUAAGGGCUCACUUCUCCUCCUGAGAUUUCUUUCUAUUCCAAAAGGGUUUUCCUAUCUGAAUGAAAGGGGCUACCUAGCCAAGCAGCUGGAAAAGUGGCACAAGGAAUAUAAUUCAAAAUACGUCGACCUGAUUGAAGAACAGCUCAACGAAGCGCUGACCACUUACAGGAAGCCAGUCGAUGGUGACAACUACGUCCGUCGGAGUAACCAGAGGUCGCAGCGUCCUCAUGUCUACCUGCCUGUGCACCUCUACGGACAACUGGUUCACCACAAGACGGGCUGCCAUUUGUUGGAAGUACAGAAUAUUAUUACAGAACUCUGCCACAGUGUCCGCGCACCAGAUUUGGAUAAGUGGGAAGAAAUAAAAAAACUAAAAGCAUCUCUCUGGGCCUUGGGAAAUAUCGGCUCAUCAAAUUGGGGUCUCAACUUACUUCAAGAAGAAAAUGUGAUUCCCGAUAUACUCAAGCUUGCGAGACACUGUGAGGUUCUUUCCGUCAGAGGGACCUGUGUAUAUGUCCUUGGGCUCAUAGCCAAAACCAAGCAAGGCUGUGAUAUUCUCAAGUGUCACAACUGGGAUGCUGUAAGGCACAGUCGCAGACAUCUGUGGCCAGUGGUUCCAGAUGACGUGGACCAGCUUUGUAAUGAGCUGUCGUCUAUCCCAAGCACCCUCAGCCUGAACUCAGAGUCAACCAGUUCUCGGCAUAAUAGUGAAAGUGAAUCUGCGCCGUCCAGUAUGUUCAUCCUGGAAGACGACCGCUUCGGCAGCAGCACCACCAGCACAUUCUUCCUUGACAUCCACGAAGACGCGGAACCUGCAUUCUUUGAUCGGCCAGGACCUGUCAAGGAUAAAAACUCAUUCCCUUUCUUUGCUUCCAGCAAACUUGUGAAGAAUCGCAUCUUAAAUUCUCUUACUUUACCUAAUAAAAAACAUCGUAGCAGCAGUGACCCAAAAGGAGGGAAAUCAUCCUCUGAGAGUAAGUCGAGCAGCAGGAGAGUCAGAACUCUGACGGAGCCCAGUGUCGACAUCAGUCACAGCGACGACUUCAUCAGCCCCUCACCCAUAGUGCAGAAAACGCUACAGUUAGAAACUUCAUUCGUUGCCAGUAAGCGUGUGGAAGACACGGGCAGUACUCCGAGUCUCGGGGAGAGCGACUUCAAGUUCAACAAGAUUCUCGGUACAGAGAAUCACAAAGAAAACACCAGCCGAGAGAGAUUGGUUGUGGAAGGUUCCACGAGCUCACAUAUGAAGAUCCGAAGCCAGAGUUUCAACACAGACACUACGACGAGUGGCAUCAGCUCCAUGAGCUCGAGCCCCUCCCGGGAGACAGUGGGUGUGGACGCGGCGGCUGUGGACACAGACUGUGGCAGUAUGAGCACUGUGGUAAGCACUAGGACCGCGAGGGCCGGCCACUUCCUGACUGCCCGGUCUAACCACCUCUCCCUCUCCAAGUCAAACUCCGUGUCCCUGGUGCCUCCAGGCUCUGCCCACACCCUUCCCAGAAGAGCACAGUCCCUCAAAGCCCCAUCUGUCGCCACAGUUAAAAGUCUAGCAGACUGUCACUUCAGUUACACGAGUCCUAGAGAUGCCUUCGGCUACGCCACGCUGAAAAGAUUGCAGCAGCAAAGAAUGCACCCGUCCCUGUCACACUCGGAGGCUUUGGCGUCUCCAGCAAAAGACGUGCUGUUUACAGACACCAUCACCAUGAAGGCCAACAGCUUUGAGUCCAGGUUAACACCCAGCAGGUUCAUGCGAGCCCUAAGUUACGCUUCGUUAGAUAAAGAAGAUUUGCUAAGUCCCAUUAAUCAGAAUACCCUGCAGCGGUCUUCCUCGGUGAGGUCCAUGGUGUCCAGCGCGACCUACGGCAGCUCAGACGACUACAUUGGCCUUGCUCUUCCGGUUGACAUCAAUGAUAUAUUCCAGGUAAAAGAUACUCCUUAUUUUCAAACAAAAAACAUGCCUCCUCAUGAUGACCGAGGUGCUAAGGCGUUUGCCCAUGACGCAGGAGGUCUUUCGUCUGGGGGCCUUGGGAAGAACUCCUUUCACUUGCUGCGCCAGCAGAUGAGUCUCACGGAAAUCAUGAACUCCGUCCAUUCGGACGCCUCUCUGUUUCUGGACGGCACAGAGGACACUGGGCUGCAGGAGCACACAGGCGACAACUGCCUUUACUGCGUCUGCAUCGAGACCCUGGGUUUCCAGCCCAGCAGCCAGCUGAGCGCCGUCUGCAGCCACUCAGAUCUUCAAGACAUUCCGUACUCUGACUGGUGUGAGCAGACCGUCCAUAACCCGUUGGAAGUGGUGCCCUCUAAGUGUUCAGGGAUUUCUGGAUGCAGUGACGGAGUCUCUCAGGAAGGCUCAGCCAGCAGCACCAGAAGCACAGAAUUGCUACUAGGUGUCAAGACGAUUCCGGAUGACACGCCGAUGUGCCGUAUACUCCUGCGCAAAGAAGUCCUGAGAUUAGUAGUCAACUUGAGCAGUUCAGUUUCCACCAAGUGCCACGAGACUGGCCUUUUAACGAUCAAAGAGAAGUACCCUCAAACAUUCGACGACAUCUGCCUUUACUCUGAGGUGUCCCACCUGCUGUCCCACUGCACGUUCAGGCUGCCCUGCCGGAGGUUCAUCCAGGAGCUGUUUCAGGACGUACAGUUUCUGCAGAUGCACGAGGAGGCUGAGGCCGUGUUGGCGACACCACCAAAGCGACCCGUGGUCGACACGUCGGCGGAGUCCUGACCUCCCACUCAGGGCGUCUGGAGAGACGCGCUGAAUAUGUUCGGACUUGCGGAUUCCUGCGAAGCCUCGGAAGGUGCUGACCGCCUGGGCAGAGGACAGGGGCAUCUUCCGGACACUGUCCAGCGGCGCCCGCUGGCGGAAUGGCUGGAACGACAGACUGUCGGAACCCAAAGGACUUCCUGUGCCCCGUCGAGCCCUGUGGCAGCUGCCGUCGCACCCCUGACCCCCCGGCGGCGCCGUCACAGCGGUCACAGCGGGGCUCGCACACGCCUCCCCGGUCCCCACCGAGUCCUCGCGGUCGGCAGCAAGAUGCCUUGUUCGGGAGCCGACGCGGUGCGCCGUCCUGCCGGUGGCAGAGGGCGGCCCGGGGCCGCGGCUGUGUCUGGCGUCCGUAACACUACUCGGGAGGGAGGCCUCCGGCAGGAGCACGGCGAAGGUCCCAGUCGCGUCGCCCGCCUGUCUCCUCGGUUCUCGCCGCGUCGUGCUGUCAGAGGCCACUUGAGCCAAGUAAGGUUUUUCACUACAGCUCCUCAUUAAAAUCAAAGUCAUUUUCCCAUGCCCAGUGUUUUCUCACUUAUGACAUGCAGACACUUUCGGUGGGCCGCCACUGUCCACCGCCCACAUGACCGCAGGGACUUGAACAGGCCUCGUCCGGGUCAGCGGCAGGGAGCCUUCCUUCGGCCACGGGGAGAGGAGGCUGCCGUGAGGACAGGCCGCUAGUGGUCCUGGCGGUGCUGCCGCAGUGAGCGGGGAGCCUUAAUCAAACAGCCCAUGGCAAAGCAGCCGUGAUCUGACUUGGUGUCGGUGUUCCGGCAGCACCAAGUCGGCCAGCGCGUGAGUGCAGCCUGCCUCUGUCUCACACAGUGAAGUUGGGGUGGUGAGGGCAGAGUUUUCUUUUACUCGGAGAUGCCGAGCGUACCUGGCUAUCUUCACAGGAACUAAACGUAUAUGCACAUCUGUACAGAAAAUAGCAUGGCCGUCCUCGCUAGAAUGCUUGUAAAUAAAAGAAUUCUUUUUGGAGGUCUCUGUAAAUAGGGGAAAACCCAGCUGGACUGAGGGGAACCGUUUUCAACCUCACCUGUGUGUGUCGUCUUUCUAAUCUUGCAUCGGCGUUGACGCGGCGGCUGUGCGCGGGUGGGCCCCUGCCCGGGUCACGGCUUCCUGCCAGGUCUCGUGACGGCCCGUGAAGCAGGACCCGCAGCUGCAGCCUCCUUCAGCCGGCCCUGGCGGCGCCCCUUGGAGGGGCUCUCCUGCGUGCUGAUGGCAGCUUUGACUGUCCGCCCCGAGUGGGCGGACGAGGGCUGUGGGCUGCUGCCUACGCUGAAAGGGGUCUUUAGACAUUUCCUCUCAGUCCCACUCAAUGAAGCAGAUACUGUUUUAAUCUUUAAUUUAUUGUUGCACUCCAGUGUUUAUUUAAAUGUCAGCAGUACUUGGAAGAACAUUGCCCAUCUCACCCAGCUUUGGUGUUCGGUGACGGCGCCUUCCGGAGAGUUCCUAGAGCCCCAGCAGGGGCUGAUCUUACUGGCUCGGGGUCAGCACAGCCUAGGCAUCCGCUCGUGAACACUACCUCAGCUAACACAGAAUAUGAGCUCUGUGGGUCGGUCUCUUACAGGUAACGGUAAUGUCUUCUCAUCACCCACACGUGGCCCUCCCGACCCCUCAGCUACCCACCCCAGGCGAAAGUCUUCUUUGUGCUCUGCUGGACAGGUUACUUUUUUCUUAUUAUUUCAAAGAGAACUGUAUGUACACAUCCUGAUACUUGCCUACAGCACUGAGUUAGUGAAGCCCCGCGGGAAUCGACAGUAAGAAAAUCCCUGGAGCUAAAGUCGGUAGUGCUGCUGGCUCCGGUCUCUCCUGGCAGGCUUAAUACGUCGAGGUACUUGUUAGCAAGAAAUCAGACUUCUGCGGUGAAAAUGCUCCCGUGCAGUGUGCCAAGUGGCUAGCUUAGGGGUUUGAAUUAAGUUAGUCAUAGAGCAGAAAAGGUCAGGAGAGGUGUCGUGUCGGCGGUGACAGAAGUAAUUGAGAAACUCACCGAUAAAUAAUAGAUAUUAUCAGGCUAUAUAGAACAUCAAAAUAACGUCACUACUGUAGUUUUUCAAGAUUUUAGAACUAAUACUGGUCCAUUUAAAUUUAUACUAUGAUUAAAUAAUGUGGAGCAAUGUGGGCAGUUGUGUUAACUGUAAACUGAAUUUCUAAUUGUCAUUUCUAAUGGAAUUUUUAAGAAGAGAUUUUGGCUUCACAUACUAAGUAAAUUCUGAUAAGUAAAGAAAUUAGACAUUUAGUAUUAGUAACUGAAUGAUCUAAAAUUUCCUAUACUUUUACUUUCUAUGUAUGCUUAGGUAGAUUUGAGGGAGAAUAAAAGACUUCUCCCUAAUUCUUUUUCUAAUAAAGAUUGCUAGCAUAAGAACAAUUCCGUAAGACAGUGAGUUCAACACAGGCUCUUUGGAGUUAAACACACUAUUACAUUGGCGACUGUAGCAUCAUCCUGUGCUUAAGUUCUCUUUGAGAGGCGGCUUGAAUCCCAGCUCUCACCCACACCCGAGACGACUGUCUCCAGUCGCCGCCGGUCAGAACGGCCGAGUGUCCCGCAGCCGAGUGUCAGCACCUCUUCAGACCUGUCCGUUCCUGUUUCUGUGAUUUCCCCACUCCGUUCAGAGGACGCCUUUACCUCCACGUUAAAGCAGAUCACUGAGCAAUAAAAACGGACCGUGCCGAGCACUUCUGCAUGCUGACGUGAGGUGCCAGUUCUGUGUGAGGGGAGCUGGGGACACGGCCUUGCAGGUGAGGCUUUUGCCGCCCGCCCUUUCCCUCCAGUUCCGUCUCAGACCCACCGCCCCUGCAGACGCGGCAGGUGAAGUCUGGAGUUCACCUGAGCGCUUUCAGGAGAACAUUUCGAUUUUUCAGCUGGAACGUUGAGGAGGGGUCCCCUUGCCUCCCCCGUCGGGAAUCCAUUCGUGUGGGUUUAAGGUCACCACUCCGGUGAGUUUCCUCAUAGACGUAGCCAGUGGCCUUCCUGAGAGCAGAGCUGAAAGGACACGGCAGCCUCUGGAGGCCUCGGCUCGCUCCAGGUUCCCGUGGCACCUGUCCUGCGGCCGUGUCUGUGAUGUGUGUGAGCAGCUGUGCCGUGGAUGCGUGGGACUGCGCAUUCUCAAACCUUCCCUUCUGUGACGAUUUCACUGGAAAAAUACGAUCCAUGCCAAAAAGACUAUCCUUUGUGCUUUUGCCACUAAAUAGUGUGAUUGAGCACCAAAAUGCAAAGCCUUGGGCAGGAGGGGAGGGGAAGGAGGGCUUCAGAGAUGUUGGUGAAAACCAAAAGGCUCCGGAACCGCAUUAUAGAGGACAAGCACUGGUGUCCGUGGUUGGGAAAGGGGGGGGGGGGGCUGUGGAGACCACCCGGGACUCGGACUUGGCCCCUUGUCUGGUCGAAACGCUGCUACCUGUGUGGGGCUUCUGCUGAAUGCAGGCCACUGAGCAGACAUUGGAAUCGGAUUUCUAUUGUAUAACUGUAACAUAGAAAGAGUAUUUAUAUAUUUUCCGUAAAAAUAUUCCAUUGAGUCCUGUAUAAUUUAAGUAAGAUUUGUUUCCGAACGGUUUUGCUCACCUUGAUUUUGUUUGGUUUUUUUGGCUUCCUUGUUUUUGUAUAAUGUGUACAGUUUAUGUCAAGGGCAUUACGAGCCUCCUGAAACAUAGAUCUCAAAGGGACACGUUGUUAAUAAAAUGUACUUAAGUUCUUAAA
Molecule: messenger RNA, 8930 nt
Organism: Erinaceus europaeus (western European hedgehog)
Lineage: Eukaryota; Metazoa; Chordata; Mammalia; Eulipotyphla; Erinaceidae
Gene: RICTOR
Product: RPTOR independent companion of MTOR complex 2
Exons: 38
Coding region: 53-5194 (1713 amino acids)
Biological process (GO): positive regulation of phosphatidylinositol 3-kinase/protein kinase B signal transduction; TORC2 signaling
Cellular component (GO): TORC2 complex
Molecular function (GO): protein serine/threonine kinase activator activity
Source: RefSeq, a predicted model, not a curated record